Molecule: messenger RNA, 915 nt
Organism: Lemur catta (Ring-tailed lemur)
Lineage: Eukaryota; Metazoa; Chordata; Mammalia; Primates; Lemuridae
Product: nik-related protein kinase-like
Exons: 7
Coding region: 300-866 (188 amino acids)
Biological process (GO): protein phosphorylation
Molecular function (GO): protein kinase activity; ATP binding
Source: RefSeq, a predicted model, not a curated record
GGAGCACCCCUCUAGCUUAUUCGUCUCCUGGACGGACGCUCAGGCUCGUCUCUUGCCCCGGCCGAACUUGCUUUCCCGCCUCGCAAACUCCGGCUUCCCUCCACUCCCAGCUCUUUGCCCUCCACUUUCCCCUCCUCUGUCUCCCGCGCCUCAGCCCCCGACCCCCCACUCCUUUCUCCCGCCCUCUCCCUUCCCUUCUCCCCCCCCCCCACCCCCUUCAACUCCUAGUCCGCUUCCACCUCAAACUCCCGGUGCGCGCCCGCCCGACUCGGUCGUCCGCUCCCGUUCGGCUUGAAGCCAUGGCGGGACCUGGGGGCUGGAGGGACAAGGAGGUCACGGAUCUGGGACACUUGCCGGAUCCAACUGGAAUAUUCUCACUAGAUAAAACCAUUGGCCUUGGUACUUACGGCAGAAUCUAUUUGGGACUUCAUGAGAAGACUGGUGCAUUUACAGCUGUUAAAGUGAUGAAUGCUCGUAAGACCCCUUUACCAGAAAUAGGAAGGCGAGUGAGAGUGAAUAAGUAUCAAAAGUCUGUUGGGUGGAGAUACAGCGAUGAAGAAGAAGAUCUCAGGACUGAACUCAACCUUCUGAGGAAGUACUCUUUCCACAAAAACAUUGUGUCCUUCUAUGGUGCAUUUUUCAAGCUGAGUCCCCCUGGCCAGAGGCACCAACUUUGGAUGGUGAUGGAGUUGUGUGCAGCAGGCUCAGUCACUGAUGUAGUGAGAAUGACCAGAAAUCAGAGUUUAAAAGAAGACUGGAUUGCUUAUAUCUGCCGAGAAAUCCUUCAGCCAAAAGUCAUAUUUCUGGGAACUGGUUAUAGUAAUUCCAGCCUAAAGAAAGAAUUUUGUCUGAAAAAUCAAAUCUAGGCUGUUUCUCUUACCAAAAGUCUUUCCAAAAAUACUAAGAGCAGUACCA